AUGCGACACAAACGAUUUUCUAUUCCGAAACACAAACUCCACACGUUUUUCUCUAAACAGAAAAGCGGAUUUCGCGUAUCUACAAAAAAAAUCGAGUCCAAAAUUAGAGAACCAGUCUCUCAAUUUUCUUACCAACAACCGUAUGUUCAACCUAAGAACUCGGUCAGGUUUUAUCAAACACAUAUACAGUCUGACAUAGAGGUUCAAAACAUGUUCCUUAACCAUGAGUAUCAUGGUUAUGACUAUCCGGAGUUGUACAUAGUGUUGGAGCAAAUUGUUCCGUCGCAAAAUAUGCAGUCACAGGUUAUUGAUCCCGUUGUUGAUGAUGAACAACAACCCGAAGAUGUCGUCGAUGAAGAAACUGAAGUAGAAGAUGUGGUUGAUGAGUUGGUGAACCGUGAUUCCGAAGAUGAAGAACAAGUUCGAGUACCCGAUGCGCAUGCAUAUUCACCUCCUGCGCACUUCACAACACUUAAGUUGGGGGAGGAUGAGCCAUCGUCUGACAUGUUCUAUAACCCAUAUAUGAGGUCAGACGAGGAGUUAAAAGAGGGUGACACAUUCCGUUCAAAGGAAGAUUGUAUGCUAGCUAUAAAAAACUGGCACUUAGCAAACUGUGUUGAUUUCAAAGCUGAUCGCUCAAAUCCAGAAAGAUUCACUAUUUUGUGCAGAAACCCAGAGUGUGGAUACAUGCUUAAGGCAUCAUUUAGGAAGAAAGUUAAUGCUUGGGUGAAGACGAUUAUUUCCCAUUGCGUUUCUGUGUUCAAAUAUAGACCGUCGUACAGAAAGACUUGGUUAGCGAAGCAGAAGGCAAUUGAAAUAGUCUACGGCAACUGGGAGGAAUCCUACCAAAAACUUCCUCGCUACUUGGAUGCACUUCUAUUAUAUUCACCUGGGACGGUUACUAUAUUGGAGAUACUGCAAGCACAAUCCCAAGACGGUACCCCUCUUGAAGAACCAUUUGGUAAACGCAGGGUAUGCCUUAAACCAACCUGA
Messenger RNA from Vicia villosa (hairy vetch), 993 nucleotides. RefSeq lists its product as uncharacterized. The record is from RefSeq and is a predicted model, not a curated record. Lineage: Eukaryota; Viridiplantae; Streptophyta; Magnoliopsida; Fabales; Fabaceae. Bases 1 to 993 code for a protein of 330 amino acids. The transcript has 2 exons.